This is a messenger RNA of Hipposideros armiger (great roundleaf bat), 2595 nucleotides long. RefSeq names its product ring finger protein 10 (gene RNF10). The transcript is spliced from 13 exons. Gene Ontology annotation, molecular function: metal ion binding; transcription cis-regulatory region binding. NCBI's taxonomy places the organism in Eukaryota, Metazoa, Chordata, Mammalia, Chiroptera, Hipposideridae. Gene Ontology annotation, biological process: positive regulation of myelination; positive regulation of transcription by RNA polymerase II. The coding region runs from base 450 to 2489 and encodes 679 amino acids. The record is from RefSeq and is a predicted model, not a curated record.
UUUGGCGACUCGUCGCCAUUCCCGGAGCAGCUCGGCCUCGGCCCAGAGGCGAGAGUUGGUCGCUGUGUCGGAGACACCCGUCCCCGACACCAAGAGAGCCAGCCCUCUCCCCUGCCCCGCGGCGGGAGAGCGUGUCCGGCCGGCCGGCGGGGCUCGCGCACCUUCCCUCGCGUCCCCUUUCCCCGCAGCCUCCGCCCCGCCAGGCCCGGCCCGGACCUCCGAGCCCCGGCCUACUCCUUCUCAGUCACCGCCGCCACCGGGCUCGACAGCCCCACCCGCCGCUUCUCUUUCCAGUUUGAGAAGCCGAGUAAGGAAACAGGGAAAAAAUGUCGCCAUGAAGGCCGAGAACCGCUGCCGCCGCCGACCCCCGCCGGCCCCGAACGCCAUGAGCCUGGGUCCUUGCAGCGCCCGCUCCGCUCCGACCGCCGCCGCCGCCGAGGCCCCCGUUGAUGCCGCAGAGCUCCCCCAACGCCGCCGCCACCGCCUCCGACAUGGACAAGAACAGCGGCUCCAACAGCUCCUCCGCCUCUUCGGGCAGCAGCAAAGGGCAACAGCCGCCCCGCUCCGCCUCGGCGGGGCCUGCCGGCGAGUCUAAACCCAAGAGCGAUGGAAAGAACUCAAGUGGAUCCAAGCGUUACAAUCGCAAACGUGAACCUUCCUACCCCAAAAAUGAAAAUUUUAGCAACCAAUCCCGUCGCUCCAAUUCACAGAAAAGCAAAACUUUUAACAAGAUGCCUCCUCAAAGGGGCGGCGGCAGCAGCAAACUCUUUAGCUCUUCUUUUAAUGGUGGAAGACGAGAUGAGGUAGCAGAGGCUCAACGGGCAGAGUUUAGCCCUGCCCAGUUCUCUGGUCCAAAGAAGAUCAACCUGAACCACUUGUUGAAUUUCACUUUUGAACCCCGUGGCCAAGCGGGUCACUUUGAAGGCAGUGGACAUGGCAGCUGGGGAAAAAGGAACAAGUGGGGACAUAAGCCUUUUAACAAGGAACUCUUUUUACAGGCCAACUGCCAAUUUGUGGUGUCUGAAGACCAAGACUACGCAGUUCAUUUCGCUGAUCCUGAUACCUUAGUCAAUUGGGACUUUGUGGAACAAGUGCGCAUUUGUAGCCAUGAAGUGCCAUCUUGCCCAAUAUGCCUAUAUCCACCUACUGCAGCCAAGAUAACUCGCUGUGGACACAUCUUCUGCUGGGCAUGCAUUCUGCACUAUCUUUCACUGAGUGAGAAGACCUGGAGUAAAUGCCCCAUCUGUUACAGUUCUGUGCAUAAGAAAGAUCUCAAGAGUGUUGUUGCCACAGAGUCGCAUCAGUAUGUUGUUGGUGAUACCAUUACGAUGCAGCUGAUGAAGAGGGAGAAAGGGGUGUUGGUGGCCUUGCCCAAAUCCAAAUGGAUGAAUGUAGACCAUCCUAUUCAACUAGGAGAUGAACAGCACAGCCAGUACUCCAAGUUGCUGCUGGCCUCAAAGGAGCAGGUGCUGCGCCGGGUAGUUCAGGAAGAGAAAGUAGCACUUGAGCAGCAGCUGGCAGAGGAGAAGCACAGUCCCGAGUCCUGCUUUAUUGAGGCAGCCAUCCAGGAGCUCAAGACUCGGGAAGAGGCCCUGUCAGGAUUGGCGGAGAGCAGAGGGGAAGUCACUGGUGUCGUGACUGCUCUGGAACAAUUGGUGCUGAUGGCUCCCAUGGUGAAGGAGUCUGUUUUUCAACCCAAGAAGGAUGUGCUAGAGUAUCUGUCUGCUUUUGAUGAAGAAACCACCGAAGUUUGUGCUCUGGGCUCUUCUCGUCCUCUUGGUCUCCCUCUGGUAGAGGAAGAGGAAGCAGUGUCUGAACCGGAGCCUGAGGGGUUGUCAGAGGCCUGUGAUGACUUGGAGUUAGCAGGUGACAAUCUCGGAGAGGGGACCAUUUGUACGGAGUCCAGCCAGCAGGAACCCAUCACCAAGUCAGGCUUCACACACCUGAGCAGCUCUCCUUGUUACUACUUUUACCAAGCGGAGGAUGGGCAGUACAUGUUCCUGCACCCUGUGAAUGUGCGCUGCCUCGUGCGGGAGUAUGGCAGCCUGGAGCAGAGCCCCGAGAAGAUCUCGGCAACGGUGGUGGAGAUCGCUGGGUACUCCAUGUCUGAGGACGUUCGACAGCGUCAUAGAUAUCUCUCUCACUUGCCGCUCACUUGCGAGUUCAGCAUCUGUGAGCUGGCUCUGCAGCCUCCUGUGGUCUCUAAGGAAACCCUAGAGAUAUUCUCAGAUGACAUUGAGAAGAGGAAGCGUCAACGCCAGAAGAAGGCUCGGGAGGAGCGCCGCCGAGAGCGCAGGAUUGAGAUGGAGGAGAACAAAAAACAGGACCCGGAAGUCUACAUUCCCCUAGAGAAUCUACAGCAGUUUCCUGCCUUCAACUCCUUUACCUGCUCCUCCGAUUCUGCAUUGGGUCCCACCAGCACGGAGGGCCAUGGAGCUUUCUCUAUUUCUCCUCUUAGCAGAAGUCCAGGUUCCCAAGCAGGUAAAUAAAGUUGGGAUUUAAAGAAUGAAAUUGGCCACCAGCCACAGCCCUUAAAGCCCUAGUGUCUGAAUUUACAACUCUGAAUUUUUUCGGUGUGAUGGGGUCUUUAGGUGA